GCUUACGUGUUUAGUCAAUUUUUCAUUCAACAAUAAAAUAAAAUGUUAAAUAUUCGUCCUUUACCUCCAGGUCUCGCCAAAAAAGCCGUCGAAGAGCUCAACGAAGAUCCAUCUCGCAUCCCAAAAGACCUCGAAGCCAUUCGACAAUGGUUAGCAAAAUCACCGCACAUCAAAGCCCGCACCGACGACCAAUUCCUGCUCGCUUUUCUACGUGGAUGCAAAUACAGCCUCGAACGCGUCAAAGAAAAAUUGGAUCUUUUUUACUCGAUUCGUCGUGCAAUUCCCGAAGUUUUCGCCGAACGCGAGCCCUCGUCUGCCCGAAUGCGUGAAAUUAUGAAGUUGGGAGUCGUUUUGCCACUUCCCAACACCGAAACACCUGACAGCCCGAGAAUUUUCCUCGUUCGUCCCGGAUGUUAUGACGCCGAAAAAUUCGCCGUGCUCGAAACAUGGAAAGUCAGCACCAUGAUUUUCGAGAUAAUGAUGCGAGAGGAUGACAAUCUCAUGGUUGCCGGACAAAUUGGCGUCAUCGAUUUGGCUGACGUGACAAUGACGGCGUUCGUGCAAAUGACUCCGGCAGUUAUAAAGCGAAUGACGGUAAUUGGACAAGAUAGUUCACCAAUUAGGGAUAAAGGAACGCAUUUUAUUAACACUCCGCCGGGGUUUUAUCAGAUUUUUAAUAUUUUCAAGACAUUUAUGACGGAGAAGAAUAAGCAGAGAACGCAAGUUCAUGGAGAUAAUGUUGAAAAAUUGUUCGAAAAAAUACCGAGAAGACUUUUUCCAACGGAGUAUGGAGGGGAAGCGGGUUCCAUUGCGAGUAUAAUUGAAUAUUGGGAACGAAAAAUUGAUGAAUACACGGAUUAUUUCAUUGAAGAAGAGACUGAAGGUUAUGGAACGGAUGAGAAAAAACGACCGGGAAAGCCGAAAAAUGCUGAAACUCUCUUUGGUUUGGAAGGAUCUUUUAGACAACUUGCUUUUGAUUAAAUUAAAUAAAUUAUUUUUUUUUUAAUUUAAGCAAUUAAAAUUUGAUUUUUUCAAUUUUGCGCUCUUUUCUUUCCAAUUUUGU
Molecule: messenger RNA, 1063 nt
Organism: Culicoides brevitarsis
Lineage: Eukaryota; Metazoa; Arthropoda; Insecta; Diptera; Ceratopogonidae
Product: alpha-tocopherol transfer protein-like
Cellular component (GO): membrane
Molecular function (GO): phosphatidylinositol bisphosphate binding
Source: RefSeq, a predicted model, not a curated record